UAUAUGUAGUAUAGAUCAAUCAAUGAAAGUUAAAAGAAAUUAAUAAAGAAUAUAUAUUCCCAUUCUUGAAAACCAUAAAUGAUAAUAACAGUGAUUGAAUCUUGAACCAGACAAAUUCACAUCUAAUUCUUGAUGCCAUGAUAGUACCUCUCUCACUUCUUUCUACAUUUUUUCUCAUCAUAUCUCCAUCUCUUUGCCACCCUUUAGAUCCUCUCACUCCUCAAGAAAUCCACACAGUUAAGCUCAGCAUCCAAAAUUCCCUCUCUGCCUCAUCUCCCAACAUAAGCUUCCACUAUGUUGAAGUGGAUGAGCCAGAGAAGCAUCAUGUCCUAAAAUGGCUGUCUUCGUGCAACCACAACGUGCCGUUCCCCACUCGUAGAGCCCGGGCAGUGGUUCGUGUCAGUGGUGAAACGCGUGAGCUUGUUGUAGACUUGGCCGGGGGCUCAGUUGUCUCCGACCAAGUCUACAGAGGCCAUGGCUACCCUCCAUUCACAUUUGAUGAGUUUCUCAAGGCUAGCAGGCUGUCGUUGAGGCAUCCCUCGUUUCAAGAUUCGAUCUUGAGACGAGGGCUUGAGCUGUCGGAGGUGACGUGCCUGCCCCUCACAGUGGGCUGGUUUGGAGAGGCUGCAAGGAGAAGAGUUGUGAGAGUCACAUGCUUUUACAGAAAUGGGACAUCAAAUAUUUGGGCAAGGCCAAUCCAAGGCAUAAGUUUGCUAGUAGAUGUUGAGGAAAACAGAGUUUUGAGCUAUUGGGAUAGGCCAAGAGCACCACUACCUAAGGCUCAAGGCACUAAUUUCCAAAGGCAGGGGCCUAGCUCUGUUUCUUGCAGUGGAAACAGCUCCAAGAUCACCAUCAUAGGGAACAUUGUGAAGUGGGCUAAUUGGGAGUUCCACGUGGCGUUUGAUGCACGGGCGGGCCCCAUCAUAUCGACGGCCAGCGUGUCGGGCAGGCGCGUGCUGUACAGGGGCCACGUGUCCGAGACGUAUGUCCCGUAUAUGGAUCCGGGCCCGGAAUGGUACGACAGGACCUUCAUGGAUGUGGGGGAGUUCGGGUUCGGUAGGUCGGCCAGUAGCCUCGUCCCGGGCAUGGACUGCCCGGGAGGGGCCGUGUAUCUGGACGGACACAUGGCGGGCGCCGAUGGGGACGCGCAGAUGGUGCCGCGGGCCAUCUGCGUUUUCGAGCUCUAUGCUGGGAAUGUGGCUUGGAGGCACACAGAAGUUGGUGUGCCUGGAAAAGUGAUCAUAAGUGGAGAAGCUGAGGUGAAUCUGAUUGUUAGAAUGGUGGCAACUGUUGGAAACUAUGACUACAUUCUUGAUUGGGUCAAGAAAAGUGGAUCCAUCAAAGUAGGAGUAAGCUUAACAGGAGUUCUAGAGAUGGAGGCUACAAAAUACAGAAACAGUGAAGAGAUAAGUAGUGACAUCUACGGCAACUUAGUAGCAGAAAUAGUGGGAAAAAACCAUGAUCACUUCCUAACAUAUUACCUAGACCUCGACAUUGAUGGCGAAGCCAACUCACUGGUUAAGGCCGAGCUGCGAAGAAAGCGGGCCCACAAAUCGCCUAGGAAGAGUUACUUGGCAGUUGCUAAGGAAACUGUCCGAACCCAAGGCCAAGCCAGGUUUCAGCUAGGGUUCAAGCCCAUUGAAUUCUUCAUCACCAAUCCUAACAAGAAUACUAGGAUUGGAAACCCGGUGAGCUACCGGCUGAUCACCGGGAGACCGGCUGUCUCGUUGCUGGCCGACGACGAUUACCCGCAGAUUAGGGCUUCUUACACUAAGUAUCAACUGUGGGUGACUUGCUACAACCGGUCACAGAGGUGGGCUGGAGGGUUAUAUGCUGAUAGGAGCCGUGGAGAUGAUGGCUUGGCUGUUUGGAGCCGUAGGAAUUUGGCAGUCGUGAACAGAGAUUUGGUGGUGUGGUAUACACUUGGUUUUCAUCACAGCCCAAAUCAAGAAGAUUUCCCAGUUAUGCCUACUCUCAAUGAUGGCUUUGAGCUCAGGCCUGCCAAUUUUUUCGAGAGAAAUCCAUUGCUGCAACCUUGAUUUAUUUAAUAUUUAAACUGAUUUUCUUUUUACUAGUAUUUUUUCAAGGUUUUGUGGGCCAUGGCCAUUUUUGUUAUUUUAUAUUAUACUAUUAUUUCAUUUUUAGUUCAAAAUUUAAAAAAUAUUUCUAAUUUUAUGUAGUUUUACAUGGUGUAGCGCCUAAAAGUAUCCAUAUAUACAUAUAUAUUUUCCUAGAAUGUAUAUCUAUUUUUCUAGAGACAUUCACUUCUCGUAAUAAAGUGCUCUUAUACUCCCUCCGUC
Salvia miltiorrhiza (redroot sage) is the source of this 2300-nucleotide messenger RNA. RefSeq names its product primary amine oxidase 1-like. Gene Ontology annotation, molecular function: quinone binding; copper ion binding; primary methylamine oxidase activity. NCBI's taxonomy places the organism in Eukaryota, Viridiplantae, Streptophyta, Magnoliopsida, Lamiales, Lamiaceae. The record is from RefSeq and is a predicted model, not a curated record. Gene Ontology annotation, biological process: amine metabolic process.